GCGGGUGGGGACUGUCGCGCGGCUCCCGCGGGUCCCGAGUUUUUGAGACAGAGCCUCAAGCUGUAGUCCUGGGUAGAGUGCCGUGCCAUCACAGCUCACAGCAACCUCCAACUCCUGGGCUCAAGCGAUUCUCUUGCCUCCGCCUCCCAAGUUGCUGGGACUACAGGCGCCUGCCACAACGCCCGGCUAUUUUUGGUUGCAGCUGUCGUUGUUUGGCGGGCCUGGGCUGGAUUCGAACCCGUCAGCUCAGGUGUAUGUGGCUGGCGCCUUAGCCGCUUGAGCCACAGGCGCCGAGCCACCCGCUUCCAAUUUUGUUUCCCUCUGGGGUGAACAGCGCGGGAAAGUCAUUCCUAAGAACCAGUAGAGACUUAAAAAUAAAAAAAGACGUUUAUUUGUAUAAUAAUUUUUGAUGAUAAAUCGCUUUCACAGGCACAUUAUUGAAUCUUCGCAAAAACCUAGUGAAACGUAGCUACAUUUUACAGAACAUGAACGAUUGGGUGCCCAUCGCCAAGGAGUAUGAUCCACUCAAAGCCGGCAGCAUCGAUGGCACAGAUGAAGACCCACAUGAUCGUGCUGUCUGGCGGGCAAUGCUGGCACGCUAUGUCCCCAACAAAGGUGUCACAGGAGAUCCCCUUCUCACCCUGUUUGUGGCAAGACUAAAUUUGCAGACCAAAGAGGACAAAUUAAAGGAAGUUUUUUCUCGCUAUGGUGACAUCCGGCGGCUUCGGCUGGUGAGGGACUUGGUCACUGGCUUUUCAAAGGGUUACGCCUUCAUAGAGUACAAAGAGGAGCGUUCUGUGAUCAAAGCUUACCGAGAUGCAGAUGGCCUGGUUAUUGACCAGCAUGAAAUAUUUGUGGACUAUGAACUGGAAAGGACUCUCAAAGGGUGGAUCCCUCGGCGACUUGGAGGAGGUCUUGGGGGGAAAAAGGAAUCUGGACAACUGAGAUUUGGGGGACGGGAUCGGCCUUUUCGAAAACCUAUUAAUUUGCCAGUUGUUAAAAAUGACCUUUAUAGGGAGGGAAAAAGGGAAAGAAGGGAGCGAUCUCGAUCCCGAGAAAGACACUGGGACUCAAGACCAAGAGAUCGAGAUCACGACAGGGGCCGGGAGAAGAGAUGGCAAGAAAGAGAGCCGCCGAGGAUGUGGCCUGAAAGUGACUGGGAAAGAGAAAGGGACUUCAGGGAAGACAGGCUCAAGGGGAGGGAGAAGAGGGAUAGAAGCAAGUAGAGGCCCCCAAACAGCCCCCUAAGUGAAACUACAGCAUAAGUAAAAACACAGGGUACUUAACUUUAUAAGCAGCAUUAAAUAUAAUGAGUGAAUAAAACUUAUACUGAUGAU
This is a messenger RNA of Nycticebus coucang (slow loris), 1337 nucleotides long. It is a transcript of the gene SNRNP35, whose product is annotated as small nuclear ribonucleoprotein U11/U12 subunit 35. Gene Ontology annotation, cellular component: U12-type spliceosomal complex; precatalytic spliceosome. Gene Ontology annotation, biological process: mRNA splicing, via spliceosome. Gene Ontology annotation, molecular function: snRNA binding; mRNA binding. The coding region runs from base 486 to 1226 and encodes 246 amino acids. The transcript is spliced from 2 exons. The record is from RefSeq and is a predicted model, not a curated record. NCBI's taxonomy places the organism in Eukaryota, Metazoa, Chordata, Mammalia, Primates, Lorisidae.